Molecule: messenger RNA, 5305 nt
Organism: Hypanus sabinus (Atlantic stingray)
Lineage: Eukaryota; Metazoa; Chordata; Chondrichthyes; Myliobatiformes; Dasyatidae
Gene: rimbp2b
Product: RIMS binding protein 2b
Exons: 24
Coding region: 698-4267 (1189 amino acids)
Biological process (GO): neuromuscular synaptic transmission
Molecular function (GO): protein binding
Source: RefSeq, a predicted model, not a curated record
CGGUGCCUGGGCUCCGCCGUGAGAAGCGCUGCAGGGUCCAGGAGCGACGCCGCCGGUCCGGCUGUCGGUGUCGGUGCGGCGGCGGGAGGAGCGGACGCGGACACAUCUGCCGGCGCGGCACCGUUCGGGAGCGCGGAUCGGCGCCGCGCCCCCGGGAAAUCACCGAGCGCGUUCGCGGAGCAGCCGGGCUGCGGUUCCACACAUUCGGCAACGCGCAGCGAACAGGCCAGGAGGUUGGAGCCGUCGGUGGGCCCGCUCACCGGCCGCAGUCGCCGGACACCGGAGCACCCGCAUUCCCGCUAAGGAAUGGUCUGCUGCCCUCCGUACGGACGAUCUCCCCUCUCUUUGCCCUGACUGGGAAGCUGCAGUGGUGAGGUUAGGGAAACAGAAACCGGAGAAUGAGCUGAAAGGAAUACCCCCGGGAAGCGUCUGACUGGUGGCCGCAUGCUCCCCGCCUUCCUCGGAAGAGGCCUCGUUACAAACAGCUGACAAAGGAAGGUAUCUCUGUCUGACCGUGGGGAGAACAGGGCAGGUCGACUCGCUGGAGAACUCCGCCAGCGGGCUAGCACAGGUGAACCGAGGAGAUGACUAUCUUGAGGGCGUGCUGACUGCCGUGAGUUCGGAGUGGGACUUGGCCGUGAAGGAGAGGGCAAAUCUCCAAGGCAAGCUGGAGAGCCUGGAGCAGCUGGUGAAGCAUAUGAGAGAAGCGGCCGGCCGGAGACAGCAUUUGGAGCUGGAGUAUGUGGAGGCUCUGGGCACCCUCAGGACAAAGCAGCAGGAGAUCAGGGAGCUGCAGAAGGCUCAGGUAGAAGUGAAGAGAGAGCAUGAGGGGGCCGUGCAGUUGUUAGAGGCCAAGGUGUGGGAGCUGGAGCGACAAUGCCAGGCACAGAGCGAGCAGUUCCACCAGCUGUCCCACGAGCUGCAGUCGUUCCGACAGAGCGCCGGUAACAUCGACCUGCUGAAUAAACCCAUCCCCCCGUGGGCCAGCCCUGACCCAGGCAGCAAGCCCCCCACCCAGCUGAAGAAUGGAGUGUCCAACCCUCUCCCCAAAGGUAAUGAAUUCCCUUCUGGUCACCAAUCAGUGAUCUGCGAGUACAUCAGACCCUUUCCGAUGUCUGGCGUGAAGCCAGAGCUCCUCCCUGGAUGUCCAGCUGGCAGUGUGGGCCAAGACCAGCUCCCCGAGCAGAUGGAUGUUGAACCCGACGGUGGCAAUCCCAAAAUGAAGUACACCGGGAGAGUCCGCCUGUGUAUUGCCCGCUACAGUUAUAACCCCUACAAGGGUCCAAAUGAACAUCCUGAGGCAGAACUCCCCCUCGUGGCUGGGAAGUACCUCUACGUUUAUGGAGACAUGGACGAAGAUGGUUUCUACGAAGGGGAGUUGAUGGAUGGUCGCCGAGGCCUGGUCCCUUCAAACUUUGUGGCCUUGCUGCAGGACGAGGACCUGCUCACCCACCCUGCGGACAUAGAGCUGGAUAGUAACCUGCCAAACUCUGACAUGAACCAUGUGGACCUCCAUCUCCACAGUGACCCCGCGCCGCCGAACGUCAAAGCGGACGGGUCGUUGCUGAAUCAACCCCCGGUGCAGAUGUAUAACAACAGCCCAGGGGUGCUGGACGUCAGCAUCGAUGAGAUCGGCGAAGACAUCGUGCCUUAUCCCCGGAAGAUUAGCCUGAUUAAACAACUGGGCAGGACGGUGAUCGUUGGCUGGGAGCCAGCGUCUGUGCCCUCCAGUUGGGGGACCGUACUUAGCUACAAUGUCCUGGUCGACAAAGAGGUGCGGACUAACAUCCCCGCAGGAGGCAGGACUAAGGCGCUAAUCGAGAAACUCAACCUAGCCAACUUCACCUACCGCAUCUCCGUCCAGAGCGUGACGGACCGUGGCACCUCAGAUGAGCUAAGGUGCACUCUGCUGGUGGGCAAGGACGUGUGCGUGGCCCCCUCCCACCUGAGGGUUGACAACAUCUCGCAGACGACAGCCGAGGUCUCCUGGCAGCCCAGCAACAGUAACUACAGCCACACCAUCUUCCUCAAUGGGGAGGAGUUCGACGUGGUCGGGGCCGCCAGCUACAAGUACCAGUUCUUCAACCUGCGGCCCUGCAUGACGUGCACCGUGAAGGCAGUGGCCGAACCUCACCAGGUGCCCUGGCAGCUGCCCCUCGAACAGCGUCAGCACCGCGAGGGCACCGUGGAAUUCUGCACCCUGCCCACAGGACCCCCUGCACCCCCUCAGGAUGUGACAGUGCAGGUUGGCAUGACCCCAGGAACCCUGCAGAUUAACUGGAAGCCCCCUCCCCUCACCUCAACGGGGACCUCCAAUGGAGCCCGAGUCACCGGCUACAGCGUCUGCGCCAAGGGCCAGAAGGUUGCAGAAGUGAAGAUGGCCACGGCAGAGAGCGUCAUCGUAGAUUACCUGCGGAUACAGAACUUGGAGACCAGGGAGAUCAUUGUGCGGACGGUGUCGGCACAGGGAGAGUCCGAGGACUCGUGUGCUGCUGCGAUCCCGGCCGAGCUGCUGGGGUCUUGCCUGCCUCGCGCCCCCGCCAGACCCCAGCCGCCACCGAGUGCCAAAGUGCCCGAUACCAAAGAGCAGCCACUAGGCCCAGUGCCGCAGAGCGAUGGGCCAUGGGAGCCAGUGCCCACCCCACCUCAGCUCCACAGAUCAUCGUUGGAGCCCACUGUGCCCGGCUACGCCAACCGGAGCGGCAGUGCCAGGUCACCGUCACCGCAGAGAAUCCUGCCGCAGCCCCAGGGAGCACCGAUCUCAAACAGCAUGGCAAAAGCGAUGGCUCGAGAGGCGGCCGAGCGCAUCACAGAGAGCAACAAGGCUGAGAAAAGGAGCGCAUUCAGCCAGAGGAGCAACACCUUCCAGCAGGAGAACUCAGACGAGGAGGAGGAGGAGGAUUACGAUGCCCACAGCAUCAAGAGGCCCGGUGCGUCCGUGGACGAGUUUCUGAGGCGUUCUGAGCUGGGCAGACAGCACUAUGGGCACGCAGACAGCUACCACUCGGAGAGCAGUCGGGGAUCUGACCUUUCCGACAUCAUGGAGGAGGACGAGGAGGAGCUCUACUCGGAGAUGCUGUUGGAUGAGGGUGGUAGGAGAAGGCACAGUGCGACUUCACACACCGCCCUGAAGAUGCUCGGCAACUCCUCGGGGUCGUGCCGCCUGUCGGACAGGAUGGACCACGCAGGCCGGAGGGCUUCGCAUGGCGGUACUGGUCAGCGGGCCAGACCGAUGACAGUGCCUUCCAUAGCUCUCCCUCUGCCUCCUGCAGAGAUCACGGUGGACAGUAACAGCGAGGGCGGCCGCUCACGCUCGGGGAGUGAAAGCGCCAUCUCCCCCUCCCGAGAGGAUGCUUAUUACCGCCACGUCACAGGGAGGAGGAAGUGGCCGCACCAACGCAGCACUGCCCCGGAGAGUCGCUACAACAGGUACUCUGGGAGAGAACUUUACGAUGACGCCGAGCCGACACUCUGCGGGGCAGAGACCAGGGUUUUCGUGGCCCUCUUCGACUACGACCCGUUGUCGAUGUCACCAAACCCCGAUGCAGCUGAGGAAGAACUGCCAUUCCGAGAGGGACAGAUCAUUCAGGUCCACGGGAGUAAGGACGCAGAUGGGUUCUACCACGGAGAGAUUGAUGGCAGAGUGGGUCUCAUACCCUGCAACAUGGUGUCGGAGAUCCAGGCGGACAGCGAAGAGAUGGUGGAACAGCUGGUGACGCAGGGGUUCCUGCCCCUCAACACUCCUGUGGAGAAAAUUGAGCGCGACAGGAGGAGCAGCCGCCCGUUUCCGGUCACGUCCCGCAGGAUGGUGGCCUUGUAUGACUACGAUCCAAGGGAGAGCUCCCCAAACGUUGACGUGGAGGCGGAGUUAACGUUCUGCGCAGGAGACAUCAUCAGCGUCUGGGGAGAACUGGACGAAGAUGGUUUCUAUUACGGGGAGAUUAACGGGCAGAAGGGCCUGGUCCCCUCCAACUUCCUGGAAGAGGUCCCUGAUGAUGUCGAGGUUUACCUCUCUGACGCCCCAUCCAGACACCCACCGGAGGCGCCCAUUCAGGGCAAAGGAAAGAGGGUCCCCGGUGAAAACACGCAAAGGAGGUCUGCGUCUCCAACUGUCCACCCCCACCACCAUCACCACCACCACUCUGGAUCUGCCGUUAUAGAUGGGCCUGGCAGCCCAGUGUGGGCCAGAGACAUGCCUUCAAAAAAGAAAAGGGGACUAUUAUCAAAAGGAAAGAAACUGCUGAGGAAGCUGGGUGGAGUGAAGUGAUUCUUGUGUGUUCUGAAUAGUCGCACACUUCCUCACCUUUCCGCUCACUUGGUAUAACCACCACCCGUACUGUCUUGCCUUAGAGACGCACAGAAAUUCCUUCCUCUUUACACACCACUCAGUAUCGGAGAAGGUACACGUUGUAUGUGGUAUCUGUGUUCAUUAUAGCUCGCUCCACCGAAAAGCCAUUAGUCGGAACCUGUGAAAUCUUGUGUCUCGUCCCUGAAUCCAUGUCCGCUAUUAUCCCCCCUCCCCCACCACCCCGUUACCCAGAAUGUGCCUGUGCUUAUCAUUUUCCACUAUAAACUGUCAUCGUCUUGGUGGCAUCAGACAGCAUUCAGCUGAAGAGCAGGCCUUGCCCUCUUCGUUUCAACUCAUUUCACACCAGAUUCAUGAAAUGCAUGCUUUUCCAUCUAAAUGUAUAUUUUCUAUCUGUUUUUUUUGUGUCAGAAACUGGUUAAAAUGGGUGUAUGUUCUUUACAAAUAAUGGCAUGCAAACUGUGCAAAAAAAGAACCACAAGCAGCGGGUAAAAGAAUUAUGCUAAAUAAAAUGUACCUUUAAUGUGUCCUCGGCUACAUCCAGAAAUUCUUAUCUGCACCUUGUCCCCCCGCCACUGCGCUUUUCCAAAUACGGCGGAUGGGUUACACCGUCUCUCGCCAAGCGAGGCGGGUUGAUGUGUUUUCACAACUGUGGCAGUGCACUCCCGGAACUCCACAUCGAAAGGAGUGGCCAACUCAAGAUUAAUCUGCCACUGAGAGAGAUUUCCUACAUAAUCUUAGCAUUUAUCCGUUUCUCUUUUUGUACUUUCGAUCAUUUGUAAAUUCUUUUUACUGUUUCUAUACAUUAUUUACAGAUUAUCUUUUCUUUUUGUAAUAUGCCCUUCCAAAGAAAUGACGCAGAACCCGACUAGAUUGUGUUUCUUAACAAUCGGUGUAUAAAAUAUUGUAAAUUACUGAUGUAUUCACUUGCUGAAGAACAGAUCAGCCUUUAAUAUAUUUGUGGUUACAGAUGUGGGUGCGUGCAUGUGUAAAUUUGUU